Sporothrix brasiliensis 5110 is the source of this 1128-nucleotide messenger RNA. Its product is annotated as sterol-4alpha-carboxylate 3-dehydrogenase (decarboxylating). The transcript has a single exon. The record is from RefSeq and is a predicted model, not a curated record. Gene Ontology annotation, biological process: steroid biosynthetic process. Gene Ontology annotation, molecular function: 3-beta-hydroxy-Delta5-steroid dehydrogenase (NAD+) activity. Bases 1 to 1128 code for a protein of 375 amino acids. Lineage: Eukaryota; Fungi; Ascomycota; Sordariomycetes; Ophiostomatales; Ophiostomataceae.
AUGUCGACUCCUUCGCUGGGCAAGGUGAUGGUGAUUGGCGGCUGCGGCUUCCUGGGCCAUCACGUCGUCAACCUGCUGGUGCGCGACUACCUGCCCGAGAAGGCGGCGACGGGCGUGUGCGUGGUGGACCUGUUCUGCAGCCGCAACCGGCAGCCGGACUCUGCUGGCGUCACAUACUACGAGGCCGACAUCACCGACGCGGAGCGCAUGACGGCCAUUUUCCGCGAAUACAAGCCGGACGUCGUCGUGCACACGGCCAGCCCGCAGGCGCAGGCGUCGACCAAGGUGGCGGAUGCGCUGUUCUACAAGGUCAACGUCGAGGGCACGCGCACGGUCAUCGAGGCGUGCCAGGCGGCGGGCGUGCGCUGCCUCGUGUACACGAGCUCGGCCAGCAUCAUCUCGGACAACAAGACCGACCUGAUCAACGCCGACGAGCGCUGGCCGGUGAUCCGCGGCAAGGACCAGACCGAGUACUACUCGGAGACCAAGGCGGCGGCCGAGGAGCUUGUGCUGGCCGCCAACGACCGGGCAUCGCCCAAUGGCCUGCUGACGAGCUCGAUCCGCCCGUCGGGCAUCAACGGCGAGGGCGACAUGAUGACCACGUUCAACAUGGUCACCGUGUUCCGGCAGGGCCGCCACAACAUCCAGAUCGGCGACAACAUGAACCUGUUUGACUUUACGUACGUCGAGAACGUGGCGCACGCGCACCUGCUGGCGGCGCUGGCCCUGCGGGCGACGUCCCUGGCCAAGACGGCGCCGCUCGACCACGAGCGUGUGGACGGCGAGGCCUUUUUCAUUACCAACGGCAGCCCGAUUUACUUUUGGGACUUUGCGCGGACGGUGUGGAAGCACGCGGGCAACACGGAGGGCCUCGACAAGGUGGUGGUGCUGCCCCGCGCGGUCGGGCUCGCGCUGGGGCUGCUGAGCGAGAUUGUAUUUGGGAUUCUGCGCAAGCCGGCCAUGUUCAACCGGCAGCGGAUUGUGUACGCCUGCAUGACGCGGUACUACGACAUUAGCAAGGCGAAGCGGCUGCUGGGCUACGAGCCGAUUGUGUCUGUGGAGGAGGGCAUCAAGCGCGGCGUCGAGUGGUUCAAGGAGCAGGAGCGGUUGAAGGCCGGCCAGGCGUAA